Molecule: messenger RNA, 3661 nt
Organism: Procambarus clarkii (red swamp crayfish)
Lineage: Eukaryota; Metazoa; Arthropoda; Malacostraca; Decapoda; Cambaridae
Product: tektin-3
Biological process (GO): cilium movement involved in cell motility; cilium assembly
Cellular component (GO): microtubule cytoskeleton; nucleus
Source: RefSeq, a predicted model, not a curated record
AGAACAGAAAUGGUUAGGCAGGUUUCCAUUCAUCUAAUGCCUCUGUUCAUCUAGCAGUAAGUAGGUACCCAGUUGUUUGGCAACUGUUUUGGGCAACCCGUUCUCCUAAAAUGAGAGUAUGUAGUAACUAUGUAGUGGCAAGUACCAGCAUGUAGCCCCGACAAAGGCAGUAAUGUUGAAGAUUAUCACAUAUAUCUCAAAUAUAUAUUAGUUAUGGCGUAGUUCAGGUAGCAGUAAUAAGAGGUACUCACAGCCCCAUUCUCUUAAAAUGAUAGUAUUUAAUAGCAAAAACUAUUUGAUGGAGCGUAGACAAGAGAGAGACGGGCAGACAGACAGGAAGGGCGCAGGUCGCUGAGGGGUGACGGUAAUGACGGCACCUUAUGAUCAAACAGACGGGCUGGCGAGCGGACAGUGUUGGCCAGACCACCUUGCCUCUCGCUCAUACACUCGCCUGCUGGAUUUGAAGAGACAAAAAUAGUGGCGCACGCGAGUUGAGUUGACGGUAAAACCUGGUGUUUACAGUGGUUUACGCGACCCAGAUGUUGGUGUAAACUGGCGGUUCCAAUCAUUCCCGAAGCGGACGCUACGAGGUCUCAGCCGCUGCAACCCUAGCGAGGUCAGGGGUUACAAGGUGUGAGGGCCACUGGGUGUGAAGGAGGUCAGUGUGGACCACUUGGUGCGAAAGCGGCCAGGUGUGAGUGCCACUGUAGGUGUGCAGAAGAUCAGAUCAGAGGCAUAUCGCAAACAUGUCAGGAUCAGUGCCAGCGCUUUACCACCAGCCGCCCGCCGCCCUCAACAAGACCGUGGCCUUGAAGACGGUCGACACAAGGCCCUUCGAGCAAAGCCUGUCGUUGGUGCCACCGACCCUGAGCCGCUCCUACCCAACGGAGAGCCGCGUGUUGGACGCCGUCAGGUUCCCCAACAUCUUCAGCUCGGCGACCUCCACCAUGAAGACCAGAUACACCCCGGCUGACUGGUCACAGAGUAACCUGGACCACUACAGUGACGCCGACAGCACACGAGGCAUCUCAGAGAGAGUCAGAGACGAUGCUGUCAGGCUUGUGGGGUACACCUACGACCGGACCAACAUAGCUCAGCGGGAGAGUUCACAGCGGCUGGGGGAACGGGUGAGCGACAUCACCUUCUGGAGGAGCGAGCUGAUGCAAGAGCUGGACCGCAUGCUGGCCGAGACCAACCGCCUCAACGACUCCCGUCGAGCGCUCGAACACGCUCUCCGAGAUACAGAGAACCCCAUGCAUGUCACCAAGGAGUGCCUCUACUUCAGAGAGAAUCGCCAAGGAAUUGACCUGGUCAGAGAUCAUCCUGAGGAGGCCAUGCUGAGGGAGGUGGACACCAUCAAGGACUGCCAGACCCGCAUGAAGAACUUACUCGACCGAGUCAACCUCCAGCUGAGUCGGGACAGGGCGGCGCGGCAGGACCUGGAGCACGACACCAUGAACAAGAACCAUGCCCUGACUAUCGACCACACACAGCACUCCCUCCACAACUACUCCGCCGCCAUCACCUACUACCCAGGCAUCGAGAGAGUCGACAACACAGUAAGUGUGCCGGAGACAUGGGCAGAGUUCAGCAACCGGAACAUUCAGCAGAGUCAGAGCGAAAGGAGCAGCUCCCAGCGGCUACGGCAGGAGGUUGAUGCCCUCAUCGCUGCCACGCACCAGGACAUGUGGAUGGCCUGGUCCUCGUCCAACACCUGCCUCACCCACCGCGCGGGGGAGACGGGUGACACCAGAAACAAGCUCUUGGCUCACAGGGAUCGGGUCCAGAGGGAGAUGAACGACCUGGAGCGCCACAUCGAUAUGCUGAAGAAGGCCAUCCUGGACAAGUCGGCACCGCUGAAGGUAGUGCAGACGAGGCUGGAGGGUCGAACUCACCGCCCGGAGAUGGAGCUCUGCAGGGACCCACCACAACACAGGAUGGUGCGGGAGGUGCAGGAGCUGAGUGAGAGCGUGGAGUCCCUCCGCCACAAGCUGUCCGAGGCGGAGAACUCCCUUCACCGCCUGGCGCAGAUCAGGGCCCGCCUCGACCACGACCUCGGCGUCAAGACCAACUCCCUCUACAUCGACAGAGACAAGUGUCUUGGCAUCAGGAAGAGCUUCCCCCUCUCCCAGCCUCACCUCGUUGACUUCACUCUCUACUAGUUGUACACUCACCUACUUGAGCUCACCCUAGCUUUCACAUGACGUGUUUUUACCUCAUUAAAACGACGUAAAAUGAACGUUGUGGUUGCCUUCUUGUGUUAGCUGGGACUAUAGUUCAAUGUGUGUAUACACUACCAGACCAACCACCGUCACUGCCACAACCUAUCAGUAGUUAAUAAUAGGUUUUUAGUUUAGGCUUAUAAUUCCCCCUUGGGCAAAUGACGUUAAUAGCGGGUAGAAAUAGCCUAAGCUACUCUAUCCCUUUGAGAUGUAUUUCUUUCUUGUCUCAAUAAACAUACUUGAACUUGACGUUAAUCUAACAGUAAAUCAAUGUUCAUGAUGUUGAUCUUUUGUUGAUUAGAUUUAACUGGCAAAUUCACUAUCAACAAGAGUUUUAGUUUAGUUCAUUUAUUAUGCACCCCAUACCCGUCUUGUCAACAACAUUCCGAGCAUUUCACAACUUAGGAAAUAACGCAAAACUUCCGUUGCUUAGAUGCACUAGCCCUAAAUAAUAGUAGUUUCAGGCAUAUAUGAAGUCACCUACAAGAAAAUAUCACGUGAAUCAAUAUAAGAUUCUUGUUAUCUGUUGAAAGUGCUUAUAAAAUAUAUAUAAUUCUUGUUUGAAAAUUAUUCGUUAAUAUUAUACAUGUUUGGAGUUUAUAUAUAUAAAUAUGAAAUUGUUUGUAAUACGAAAGGUAUAUGGAUUAUGCCUCCUGUAUACUGGAGGCAUGGUAUAUGGAUUAUGCCUCCUGUAUACUGGAGGCAUGGUAUAUGGAUAUGCCUCCUGCAUACUGGAGGCAUGGUAUAUGGAUUAUGUACUGGAGGUAUGGCCUCAGGGGUUUGAGAGAGGAAGUACCUGCACAGUGCUAGUUCGCCAAUGUAUAUUGCUGAGCUUAAAGCCUAGGUGACAGUUCCUCAGUCCAUUAUGCAACCUUUCCACCAAUUGCCCUCAACCCAGUGGCCACAACAGCCAAGAGUAACUACGUUAACGCGCUCCAAGAAGGAAGAAGUCGAUCAGUACACACAGUUACUCAGCACACUCACUGAGAGUGAGUACGCCUAGUUAUUACAGAAUUACGGGCUCACCAUAGCCCAUGCUACUUGGAACAUUUUGUUCCAAGUAGCGAAUCUUAACAACAACAAGCCUAGUUAUUAUGCACAUGUAUGCCAUGCACAUAAUAUGAUUAUAAAUAUACACAGUUAUAUUAUAUCGUAUACAUCCAUGGCUCAGUAUUUAAAGUUUUAUCAUAUGUUGACUGUGUCUCAUGUUUUAAAAUGAUUUAAAAAAGCAACUGUGCUGAUAUGGUAAUGAUACGGCUGAUAUGUUCAAUAUUUUAUACAAUGUUUAUGAAGCUUAUCUGCUUAAUAAAGCUUACUACACAUUGUCUUUUGUGUUAUUAUUCUAUAUGUUGUAUGACAUGAUUCCAGGUGUGCAACAAGGGUCCCCAUUUGCGACAGAUGUGUGACAUUAGAGAGAAAAUAAUGGGUGGUUAGGUUAG